Misgurnus anguillicaudatus (oriental weatherfish) is the source of this 1155-nucleotide messenger RNA. It is a transcript of the gene pnx, whose product is annotated as posterior neuron-specific homeobox. Gene Ontology annotation, biological process: cell differentiation; regulation of transcription by RNA polymerase II. The record is from RefSeq and is a predicted model, not a curated record. Lineage: Eukaryota; Metazoa; Chordata; Actinopteri; Cypriniformes; Cobitidae. Gene Ontology annotation, cellular component: nucleus. Gene Ontology annotation, molecular function: DNA-binding transcription factor activity, RNA polymerase II-specific; RNA polymerase II cis-regulatory region sequence-specific DNA binding.
UGCAAAUAACGACAAGCAAUGAUACAAAAAACUACACGACUCUUCAGAAAAGGGCACAUUUUAACCAGAUGCGGGGCAAUAAAUGGCAAAGGAAGCGUGUCACCCACUGAGAGACAUUCAGAUGUUAAAGGGUCUCUUUAUAGUCACUCAAGCGCUUUAAGAUGUUAAUUUUACACGCGUGUAUAUAAGAGCUUGAGACUGAGGACACACUCAGAUAUCACGAGACAUCAUCUUACCAUCAACAUGCAGGAAGAAACUGGGAAUUCUGGCACGCAGGGAAAAACUUCCUUCUCUAUCGCGGAUAUCCUGGAUCCCUGCAAAUUCAUUGGGAAGCAUCAGCAGGUGCACAACACAAGAGUUGAAAUAAAUCAAGAAAAUGACAAGACGACUGAAACCACUUCCAGAAAAGACCAAAAUGCUUCAAUCAUCCGUGACGGAUCCGAAGUCAAAGUAAAGCCGAAGCGGAUCCGCACCGCGUUCACACUGGAUCAGCUUCGCAUUCUGGAGCGAAGCUUUCAAAACAGCCACUAUCUGUCUGUGUUUGAACGGCACGGCAUCGCUUCAGCUCUCUGUCUGUCUGAAACUCAGGUCAAAAUCUGGUUUCAAAACAGACGAACCAAAUGGAAGAAGGAGCGAGAAGGUCAUGGAGGAGAAGAAGAAGAGGAGGCAAACUACGGCACACCUCCAGCUCUUCUGUAUACGAUUCCUGGACAUCACACGAACCCUGCGGUGCAUUAUUACACACAACAUCAUUACAUGAACUCACCUUACCAACAUCACACACUCAUGAUGUACUGAUCUAUAAAGGGUUUCACAGUCUGAUGUCAUUAAAGACCCAAAACCAGUUUACUGAUCUAAAUAACUUACUGUGAAACAUCAAGGACCUUUAUUAUCUCCAAAAACAUCCAGCAAUUUAACUUUAUAAAAUCCAGAAUGAUUCUUGACAAGAAGAGAGGUCUUGCCGAUCCUUUGUUGGUUAAUGGACACAAGCAGUUUACAAUAAUAUUUUAUGUUUUACUUAUUGUCAUAUUUAUAAGGUCUUUGGCAACUGUAUUUAUAUUUCAUUUUAAUUGUAUGUUAUUGUAAAAUUCACAAAAAUUUUAUAUUUUUGCACUCUUACACUUUGUUAUAAAUAAAAUAUAUUAGAUAUAACAA